UACGAAUCUAAUCACAAUGGGGCGAGGGAGAAAGACUGCAAUACAGAUAUAGACAGAGAGAGGCAGAUAUAUGGCUGGCUUUAGGCUUACAAUUUGAUUUGGACUUGGGGUUGAAGCGGGGGUUGUAAAAUAUAUUAAUAGUAAUAGUGUCAUUGUCGCAUUUGUUAUAGUUUAUUGUAUUAUUGUUAUUGCCGCUCUCACAUUGAAGGAGAGAGAGGGAGAAUAAUCGAAAUACUCAUACGGAUUAGAAUUUCACGUGGCGUAUGAGUAAGGCAACGUAAAGUACAAAACGCAACGUAAAAUUGGCCUGAUAAUAUAUUUGCAGUCCACUCUAUACAGCUGAUAAUGAUAUUUUAUUAUCCGCAUUAUCGAGCCGCAGUUAUCGGAGGUUGCCUUCGCCAACAAAUUUAUUUCAAAUUUGUCCAGCUGUCAGUUUGAUACGCGACACACGGCGGCAAGGUUCUCGACGUCUUUAUUCGCUCCGUCUCUCGCGCUCUCUCUCUGUCUCUCCUUCUCUCGCCAUGAUAACAAUCCAAGAUCCUCGCAUCUGAUUACAAGUGUCUUUCUUCGAGGAGCUUAACUGAACUGAAUUUAAUUAGGCAUACAAUUAUUGCUUUUCGAGUGCCGAUAAGUUUAAUCAUAAUUUCAAAAGGCUCCUGAUAAAAUACUUCCAGCUACGAAGUAUACAUUCGCACUCAUAUUAGCUUUAUCAGCGAGACAUGCUCAUGUGCGACCACUGAACACAAAAGACACUCGAUUACAACAAUAAAAACUUGAAGCCGGAGCCAUGUCGGAGCUAAGGAAACAACAUUUGCCCCCGGGACACUAUUUAUGUGGCUUGGGCAAAUGGCAUCCCGCCUGGCUGCAGAAAUACGCCACAACCAAGUGGUUCAUGGGCGUCUAUGGUCUACUAGGCACGAUUCAGGCCAUGUCCUACAUGUAUUUCAUUGUCACGUUGACCACACUGGAGAAGCGCUUUAAAAUACCCAGCCAAACGACCGGCAUUGUGCUAAGCGGCAAUGAGAUAUCACAGAUAAUGCUAUCACUGAUCCUAUCCUAUAUCGGUGGUCAGCGCAAUCGUCCACGUUGGAUUGCCUGGGGCAUUGUGCUCUGUGGUAUAUCCUGUUUCAUAUUGGUGCUGCCUCACUUCAUCUACGGAGCUGGCGAUGAGGUACUGCAGCUGACUCAGGAGUAUCAGGAUGGUCUAUUAAAUAGUUCGCUCAAUGCGAGCUUUGCAGCGGUGAAUGGCAGCUCGGCGAAAAGCAAGCCGGAGCAGCUUUGUGGUGCAGGAAAGCCGGCUGAGAAUUGCGAUAGUCUGUUUACGUAUGUGCCCCUUGUGCUCAUUUUCUUCUCACAGUUUGUGCUGGGCGUGGGUAAUACCCUGUACUAUGCUCUAGGCCAAACGUACCUGGAUGAUAAUACCAAGCGAACCAAUACACCAUUGAUGUUGGCGGUGGCCAUGUCGCUGCGUAUGAUUGGACCCGUCUUUGGUUUCUUCUUUGGUUUCAUUUCGUUGAACACCUUCAUUGACCCAAGCAAGACGCCUUUGAUUGAUAGUAAGGAUCCACGCUGGCUGGGCGCCUGGUGGCUUGGUUGGGUUAUCCUGGGUACCUUGAUGUGCGUGUUUUCUGGUUUGAUUGGACUCUUUCCCAAGCAGCUGCCAAAGAAAAAUAAUGAAGGAAAUCGCAAUUCACAUUUGCCCCAUGCCCUUCGACACGAGGAGCUUAAGCGAGAGGAGGGAUUUUCUUUAAGUAGCCGCGUGUCCUCGAACGUUGCCCUGGAUAGCAUUGGAGCUGGUGCCAAUGCUGAUCUUCCCAAACUGAAGGAUUUUCCACGUGCUUUAAUGCGCCUCCUGCGUAAUAAGUUGCUCAUAUUUAAUAUCUCGUCGGGCGUAUUUUAUAUACUGGGUGCUACGGGCUUCAUGACUUUCUUAACCAAGUACAUGGAGGUUGUGUUCCAUAAAGCGGCACAGAGUGCCACAAUUAUCGUUGGUCCAGUCUCCAUUCUGGGCAUGAUCAUUGGCCUCUUUGCCUCUGGCCUAGUCAUAUCGAAGAAAAAGCCAUCAAUUAGCAAGGUUCUAAUGUGGAAUGUCAUUGUGGGCAUUAUUUACAUAUGCGGUCAGAUAUCCUAUGCCUUUUUGUAUUGUCCCGAUUCCAUUUCAAAAGAUUAUUUGGGCAAUCUCAAUUUGACCAGCAAUUGCAAUGCAAACUGUUCUUGUGAAGGCGUUAAUUAUUCGCCGGUCUGCCAUGUAGCUAGUGACACCACUUACUUCUCGCCCUGCCAUGCCGGUUGCACCAGCUGGAAUGCAGACAACAAGCUGUACGAUAAAUGUGCCUGCCUCAACGAUGAGCUCACAUCUGAUCCUAUGGAACUAUAUGGAGGAGCCUCAGAGCGCUUGCUAAUGGAGGAUGGGACCACGGAUGUGACGUUCAUAGAUAACAUGGAACUAGAUAUAAUAAUGGAUAAUGUGCCACUGCUUAGCGAUGAUAAUUCUGUGGAACUUGUCGACGAUCUAUUAAGAUUGAGCAGGCGAGCAGUUGCUGAUCUGGUUUUGCGUCCAGGUGUUUGCAUGAAAGGAUGUGAUACAGUCUUUUGGAUAUUCUCCAUAACGUCUAUUAUUGUCAAUUGGUUUGGCAGCUCGGGCCGCAUUGGCAAUGUGCUGGUCAAUUAUCGCACUGUCGCGCCAGAGGAUAAAUCGUUUGCCCAGGGCUUGGCUUUGAUGAUGAUCAGCUUAUUUGCCUUGAUACCUGGUCCCAUUAUAUUUGGGCGCAUCAUCGACUCCACCUGCCUGAUAUGGACAAAAACCUGUCAUGGCAAUGGCAAUUGCCAGUUGUACGACCAAACGAAAUUCCGUUAUUCAAUCAACUUUUUGUCCUGCUUCUUCACGUCUAUUGGCGUGGUGUUUGAUUGGCUUGUUUGGUACUAUGGCCGCGACCUGGAUCUUUAUGGCGAUAAGGAGACGAAGCGACAGGAGCCGGCCAACAGGCGCGAUCAGCCCAUUACACCGCUAUUGGCGAAAAAGGCGCUGCAAGCGGAUUGCUAAGCAGCUUCCAAUUCUCCAGUUAUUGGUGCGAUUUUCACAGCCAUUUGUACAAACAUCUCGCAGAUGCAGAAGAAACAGGCAUACCAUGGAGACAUCCAGUAAUCCUGUAUGUUGUUAAUACUGUUAUUUGUUCAUAAAUAAUAAUAUGAAUUUAUAUGUUUUAAUACCCUAAAAGCAAUGAAAAUAAAUAA
Messenger RNA from Drosophila hydei, 3234 nucleotides. RefSeq names its product solute carrier organic anion transporter family member 74D (gene Oatp33Ea). Gene Ontology annotation, molecular function: protein binding. Gene Ontology annotation, cellular component: membrane. The coding region runs from base 788 to 3043 and encodes 751 amino acids. The transcript is spliced from 8 exons. Gene Ontology annotation, biological process: sodium-independent organic anion transport; transmembrane transport. NCBI's taxonomy places the organism in Eukaryota, Metazoa, Arthropoda, Insecta, Diptera, Drosophilidae. The record is from RefSeq and is a predicted model, not a curated record.